AUGAGGGGAGGCUUGGAGACAGUCUACGAGGCGCAGGGAGCUUCCACACCUCCCCCGGCCCGGCCCAGCUCGGCUCAGCCCAGCCUGGCGGGCGGGUCACAAGCGCAGCCGGCCGGCCGCCUCUCGCGCCCCCUGCGCUUUGCUGCAGUGCCCUUGCCCUGCGCCACCGUCCACUCCCCAAGUCCGACCGGCGCUCCAGAUUACGUGCAGGAGAUCUGGAGCCAGGAGCCCUACUACACUCACCCGGAGCCUGAGCCCGAGCCGGAGCCCUUCUCUCCGCCGCUGCCUCCGAGGGCGGGGGAGGAGAAGCUGGAGCGCCUGCCCGAGCCCAGGCCUCCCAAGAGGGCGAACAAACCCAAGAAAACUCCCAAGAGGGAAAAGUUGGCUUCGGAGUCGCCUCCACCAGGUAAAAAUAGCAACAGAAAAGGCAUGAGAACCAAGAGCUCUGAGAAGGCUGCCAAUGAUGAUCACCACGGGGCCCAUGAAGAUGUCAGAGAGAGUUGCCCGCCUCUUGGUCUGGAAACUUUAAAAAUCACAGACUUCCAGCUGCAUGCCUCCACGACGAAGCGCUAUGGUCUCGGAGCACAUCGUGGGAGACUCAACAUCCAGGCAGGUAUUAAUGAAAAUGAUUUUUAUGAUGGAGCAUGGUGUGCAGGAAGGAAUGACCUACAUCAGUGGAUUGAAGUGGAUGCCAGGCGCCUGACCAGAUUCACCGGUGUCAUCACUCAAGGGAGAAACUCACUCUGGCUGAGUGACUGGGUGACAUCCUAUAAGGUCAUGGUGAGCAAUGACAGCCACACCUGGGUGACUGUUAAGAAUGGAUCUGGAGAUAUGAUAUUUGAAGGAAACAGUGAAAAGGAGAUCCCUGUUCUCAAUGAGUUGCCCGUCCCCAUGGUGGCCCGCUACAUUCGCAUAAACCCACAGUCCUGGUUUGAUAACGGGAGCAUCUGUAUGAGGAUGGAGAUCCUUGGCUGCCCCUUGCCAGAUCCUAAUAACUAUUAUCACCGCCGGAACGAAAUGACCACCACUGAUGACCUGGACUUUAAACACCAUAGUUACAAGGAAAUGCGCCAGCUGAUGAAGGUUGUGAAUGAAAUGUGCCCUAAUAUCACCAGAAUUUACAACAUUGGCAAAAGCCACCAGGGCCUGAAGCUGUAUGCUGUGGAGAUCUCUGACCACCCUGGAGAGCAUGAAGUUGGUGAACCCGAGUUCCACUACAUCGCAGGGGCCCACGGCAACGAGGUGCUGGGCCGGGAGCUGCUUCUGUUGCUGAUGCAGUUUCUGUGCCAGGAGUACUUGGCCCGGAAUACACGCAUUGUCCGGCUGGUGGAGGAGACCCGCAUUCACCUCCUGCCCUCCCUCAACCCGGAUGGCUAUGAGAAGGCCUAUGAAGGGGGCUCGGAGCUAGGAGGCUGGUCCCUGGGACGCUGGACCCAUGAUGGGAUUGACAUCAACAACAACUUUCCUGACUUAAACACAUUGCUCUGGGAGGCAGAGGAUCGGCAGAACAUCCCAAGGAAAGUUCCCAAUCACUAUAUUGCAAUACCAGAAUGGUUUCUGUCUGAAAAUGCCACGGUGGCCAUGGAGACCAGAGCAGUCAUAGCCUGGAUGGAAAAAAUUCCUUUUGUGCUGGGUGGCAACUUGCAGGGGGGUGAGCUGGUGGUUGCAUACCCCUAUGACAUGGUACGGUCCCUGUGGAAGACCCAGGAGCACACCCCCACACCAGACGACCACGUGUUCCGCUGGCUGGCCUACUCCUAUGCUUCCACUCACCGCCUCAUGACAGAUGCCAGGAGGAGAGUGUGCCAUACAGAAGACUUCCAGAAAGAAGAGGGGACGGUCAAUGGAGCUUCCUGGCAUACUGUUGCUGGCAGUCUGAAUGAUUUCAGCUACCUUCACACAAACUGCUUCGAGCUGUCCAUCUACGUGGGCUGUGAUAAAUAUCCACAUGAGAGUGAGCUACCAGAGGAGUGGGAGAAUAACCGGGAAUCUCUGAUCGUGUUCAUGGAACAGGUUCAUCGAGGCAUCAAAGGCAUGGUGAGAGAUUUACACGGCAAAGGAAUCCCAAACGCCAUUAUCUCUGUAGAAGGUGUUAACCAUGACAUCCAGACAGCCAGUGAUGGGGAUUACUGGCGCCUCCUCAACCCUGGAGAGUAUGUGGUCACAGCAAAGGCGGAAGGCUUCACUGCAUCCACCAAGAACUGUAUGGUUGGGUAUGACAUGGGGGCCACAAGGUGUGAUUUCACUCUCAGCAAAACCAACCUGGCCAGGAUUAGAGAGAUCAUGGAGAAGUUUGGGAAGCAACCUGUCACCUUGCCAGCCAGGCGACUGAAGUUGCGGGGACGGAAGAGACGACAGCGUGGAUGAACCCAGACACUUGAGAUAUGUCUCGGACCCGUGCAAAUUAAACCAACCCUGGUAGUAGCUCAGUAGCUGGCUCGCUCACUGUUGUUUUCUCUGUAAUUCAAGAAGUGCCUGGGAGAAUAUGUGCAUUGCCAGGCUGGUCUAAAAAGUCAGGACUGGAAGCUUAGGAUAUAUAUUUUUUUCUUCCCAUUUAUCCAAAUAACUUGGACAAAGUGGCAGAGAAAGGCUGGUGGGAGAGAGAAUUCGGCAAGUCAACCUGGGAAUCUGAGAGAGGGGAGGUCACCCAUUUAAGGCCUCCUGGCUACACAAAAAGGGAAACAGUGCUUCUUCAGUUUGCGUGACAGAGUGAGAGUUCCACGUGCAUUUGCAAUUUGCACAGCUAAAAUUGCAGCAUUCCCUGAGCCCUGCUGUCCCAAAUAUUACCAUUGGAGAUGCUCACAGGCACCCUAAGCAAAUUCAAGUGGCCCCAGGGCACUUCAAGCUGCUACAAAUAAAUUCUACAUUCUGCUGACAAUAAAAACAUUACCAGAAUGAACCUCAGUAAGUCUCUUGAAUCAGUUUAGCUUCCCAUUUCAACAAAGGAUUGUGUUCAUAAAGGGGAGAGGAGCAGAGAUGAUUCAAGAGUGGUUUGGGGGCAGACAGGCAUCACAGGGGCUCGUUGCAUGCAUGUUCAAGCUACAGAGGACUCCCAACUCCCUGCUGGUCUGGUAGUCCCGAGGGUUCCCUGGUGGGGAAGCCCGAGCUUCCAGCCUUCCUAAAUACCACAUUAAGUGCAAAGAUCUCCUCUUGGGCCUGCUAUUUGAAAAGAGCCAGAAGGAGGCUAAUGUGUAAUGCUGUCUCUGCUCAAGGUAUUGCCCCUUUCAUGGAAAUAGACUCCUUAAUUGGCCCAGCAUCAGUAUGGGAGUUAUAUUUAAAGCUGGACCUUCCAAAUUAGGCCAAAUUUAAUGACAAACUCUUGGGAUGAUCUGAAGAACAUCAACUGGGGCUUAUUGAAUUGCCAUGCAAGAAAACAAUUGUGUCUCAUCUUUUUUAUUAAUGUUGCUGCCUCAUUGACCUGAGAAGAAUGAAAAAAUAAAGAAAG
Molecule: messenger RNA, 3445 nt
Organism: Tupaia belangeri chinensis (Chinese tree shrew)
Lineage: Eukaryota; Metazoa; Chordata; Mammalia; Scandentia; Tupaiidae
Gene: CPXM2
Product: carboxypeptidase X, M14 family member 2
Exons: 15
Coding region: 1-2367 (788 amino acids)
Biological process (GO): proteolysis
Molecular function (GO): metallocarboxypeptidase activity; zinc ion binding
Source: RefSeq, a predicted model, not a curated record